AAUAUAUAGCACGCCUGUUCAGAAUUAUUAGAUAGUUCUAUUCGGGCUUUGUCUCUGUAAUAUAGUUACGUGUCUGAACAAUACUAGAACGAGGACCCCCCAGUGUAUUAUAAUAACGGACCGCCCUCGCUCCCCUUAUCUACCUCACCUGGGGCACGCCCCCUGGUGUUGAUUAGCCGCUGGGCGGAUGACGUCAGCAGCCCGGAGCGAGGCAUCCUGAGCACUGUCCGGGGUGAAGAGAGUGGAGAAGUUCUGCCAUGGCCUCUUUCCGGGAACGGUUUAACAAUUACGUUAAUGGCAACAACUUCGUGUCCCGCAUGCUGGGGAAGGUGGAGGAGAAGACCGGAAUUAAGAAGAGUUACUUGGCUACCGGCUCCCUCUGCUCUCUGGGCUUGUACCUGGUAUUUGGCUAUGGGGCUUCUCUGAUCUGCAAUUUGAUUGGCUUUGUGUAUCCUGCUUACACUUCAGUUAAGGCCAUUGAAAGCGCAGACAAAAAAGAUGACACGAUAUGGCUGACGUACUGGGUGGUUUAUGGCGUGUUCAGCGUAGUGGAAUUUUUCUCGGAUAUUUUUCUCUUCUGGUUUCCGUUUUACUAUCUGGGAAAGUGUGCAUUCUUGCUGUGGUGUAUGGCUCCUUUCUCAUGGAAUGGAUCUCAGAUUCUUUAUAGUCGUUUCAUUCUGCCAUUCUUCCUAAAGCACCAUCGGACUGUAGAUAGUGUAGUGAACGACUUGAGUGGUCAGGCUUUAAACACAGCAGAAAAUGUGACCAGACAAGUCCUGCAGACACUAGCAAGCAGCAGAACUCUUCUGGUCCAUGACGGGGGGCAACAAGCCCUUCCCAGCACAUCUCAAUCAAAGGAGCGGUAAUCCAGUCGCUGGAAACAGAAAAGAGCAAAUGACCAGCACCAUUGAAUCUAUGGAAAGCAUUCUUCAAUUUAAAGACCGAUUUAUCUUUCAUUCUACUAAAAUAUCUGUUUUACUUCUCAGUAUUCUCAAUUUGUUUGCAUGUUGAAAUGUACCACUUAAAUUCUAAUUUGAUAGAACACAAGAGUUAUGGUGUGAAAGUCUGUACAUGGGAUGUACUAGAGCUGCAUGAUUCUGGGGAAAAAUGAGAAUAGCUAUUCGUGGCACCAUGCUGCACCGCCCACAGAUCUACAUUUUAAAAUCAAAGUUAAACAAAAAAAACUAAAAUGAGAGAUCUC
Molecule: messenger RNA, 1201 nt
Organism: Rana temporaria (common frog)
Lineage: Eukaryota; Metazoa; Chordata; Amphibia; Anura; Ranidae
Gene: REEP6
Product: receptor accessory protein 6
Exons: 6
Coding region: 258-866 (202 amino acids)
Source: RefSeq, a predicted model, not a curated record